AUGGAGGCUUCAACAAACGCCGCCGCCGCCGCCGGUCCAGCCGCCGUGCGCGUGCCGGGCCAUUAUCGCAGCAUCAACAGCCAUGCCACCGACGAUGCACCGGAUAUUGACAUGCUCUCCCGCUCUCUGCCGACCUCUGGUCCCCUUCUGGAGCCGGAGCCAGCAGAUCUGGCCAUGCUGCGGCCUGUAACAUCAAAUCAAUCGUGUACCGGCCGCAGUCGUGACCACGAAGAGGAGGGCGUACCAAACGGAGCCGCGCCGUCUGAACGAUCACCGCUUCUCCGUCCACGCGCUUCCGUCUCUGGUCUUUCCACGAGCUCCAGUCUGACUGAUUCCGAACCCGCCCUCUUCUUGAACGGCACUUCGCCCUCACACUUUUGGUACAUCUUCUCGCAGAUUCUCACGGUCCACUUCAUCGGGUGCUUCGACGGCACCAUCAUGGCCUCGUCCCAUCCCGUCAUCACGUCGUACUUUGGCGCUGCCAACUCCGCAUCCUGGCUGUCCACGGCAUUUCUACUGACAUCUACUGCUUUUCAGCCGCUGCUGGGACGCUUGUCUGACGCCGUGGGCAGAAAACCCUUGUUCCUGGGGUCCUUGGGCGUCUUUGGCCUGGCCACGCUGUGGUGUGCGUUGGCGGACAGCAUCGAGUCUUUCGUAGCGGCGAGAGCAUUCUGCGGCCUUGGCGCAGGAGGAAGCAUGACGGUCGGGAGUAUAAUCACGAGUGAUUUGGUUCCCAUUGAACGCCGAGGGGCCUACCAGUCCUACAUGAAUAUCAUCUAUGGAGUGGGCUCGGCCCUUGGAGCUGCUCUUGGUGGCGCAAUGGCAGAAGCACUUGGCUGGAGAUGGGUGUUCGGCAUCCAGAUCCCUCCCUUGGUCACCUGCCUGUGCAUCUCGGCCGUGGCUAUACCGGUUGACUUGGGCAUCAUGGGGGAGAGGAAGACGGUGAUGCAGGCCAUCAGAGAGUUUGAUGGCAAGGGGUCGCUGCUCCUAACUGUUGCCAUUUCGUUUCUCAUACUUGGUCUGAAUCUCGGCGGGAACGUGAUGCCAUGGUCUCAUCCAUUUGUCAUUGCCUCGCUCAUCAUCUUUGCCGUCUGCUUCCCGGCAUUUAUAUGGAUCGAGUCCCGCGUCUCCAAGCCCAUCAUGCCGCUGCGUCUCAUUCGAGAGUCUCCGCGCUCAAAUCUCGUCUUUUCCAACGCCAUCGCCGCCUUGCUCUCCAACGCCAUCUUCUUCAACAUUCCGCUCUACUUCCAAGCCGUCCUCCUCAUGUCCGCGACUGACUCUGGCCUCCGCCUCGUUGCACCCACUCUCGUGUCCUCCUUCAUCGGCGCCCUCACCGGCUUCGCAAUAACAUGGACGCGCCGCCUCAAGUGGCCCCUCGUCUGCGGAGCAAUCAGCUACCUCGUCGGCACAAUCUGCCUCUUCUCCCUGCGCCGCAGCCUCCCCCCCGUCGCCUACUUCCUCACGCUGCUCCCGUCGUCCAUUGGCGGCGGCUUCCAGUUCCCAGGGACCUUCAUGGCCAUCCUAGCCUCGUCGCCGCAGUCCGAACAGGCAGUCGUGUCGAGCACGCUCAUCCUCUGGCGCAGUCUCGGCAUGGUGCUCGGCAUAGCCGUGAGCAGUCUGCUGCUUCAGAACGCGCUCGUCUUUUACCUCGAGGACUAUGUGAGCGGCGAGCUGAAGGAUGCCGUGAUUCGCCGUGUGAGGGCGUCGGUCGAGGCGGUCGCGCAGCUUGACGAGCCGUAUCGGGAGCAGGUCAUCAGGGCGUACGAGUCGUCGCUGAGGUUGACAUUUGGGUUUUGCAUCUUCAUGGCCGCCAUCUCGGUGGCGUUUGUCAUGCCCAUGAAGUUGAAGAGGCUGCCUGCCAGGAAGUACGUCAAGAAGAAUAGGGUCAACUAA
Metarhizium robertsii ARSEF 23 is the source of this 1893-nucleotide messenger RNA. Its product is annotated as major facilitator superfamily transporter. The coding region runs from base 1 to 1893 and encodes 630 amino acids. Lineage: Eukaryota; Fungi; Ascomycota; Sordariomycetes; Hypocreales; Clavicipitaceae. Gene Ontology annotation, biological process: transmembrane transport; basic amino acid transport. The record is from RefSeq and is a predicted model, not a curated record. Gene Ontology annotation, molecular function: basic amino acid transmembrane transporter activity. Gene Ontology annotation, cellular component: fungal-type vacuole membrane. The transcript is spliced from 5 exons.